AUGACAACAAAAAAUCAACAGCAGAAACAACUAAAAGGUAAAAUACUAUUUUUACACGGGUACACUCAAAACUCAUCUAUAUUUUAUGCCAAAACAUCAGCAUUACGUAAAAAAAUAUUAAAAUUAGGUUAUAAAUGUAAAUAUUUAAAUGGUCCAUAUGUGUUAACUCCAGCUGAUUUACCAACAACUGAUUCAUUAUCUAAAUUUGGAUCAACUACAAGUGGAGAUGUAACUUAUAGAGGUUGGUGGAUAAAAAAUGAUCACACUAAUAAUAAAGUCGAUUUGGAUAAAUCUAUUGAAUCUUUGAAGGAUUAUAUUAAUAAGGGGAUAAUCAUACCAGAUGAUGAAAUAGAGAAUGGGGAAUUACAAAAAGAUGAUGAGGAAGAUCAGGAACUACCUAUUGUUGGAAUUAUUGGAUUUUCUCAAGGUGCUUCAUUUGCAGGAUUAAUUGCUGAAAAUUUCCAAAAAAUAUUUAGUACGUCUUCACAAUUAAAAUUUGUUAUAUUAUACUCGGGGUUUAAAUUAGAUACUUCUGCCAAAUCAGGUAAUGAAAAAUACGAUUCAUUCUACGAAAAUCAAAAUUCAGAGCUCAGGUAUUUGCACAUAUAUGGAGAAUUAGAUACUGUUGUUGAUGAAACUAGAAGUUUAUCUUUAUAUAAUAUUACAACUACUAAAUCGGACUUGUUGAAACAUCCUGGUGGUCAUUUUGUACCUAAUUCCAAGAUGUAUAUUGAUCAAGUUGUCAAUUGGAUUCAAAGUUUGACUAAAGAAGAGGAGAAAGCAGGAGAAACAAAUGGUGGUGAUAAUAGUGAUAAGUUAAAGAAUGGGAAAUCGACGGAAAAAAAUGAUAUUGAUUCAUUAUUAGAUAUGAUGGAAGGAUUUGGAAAAGCUUAG
Messenger RNA from Lodderomyces jiufengensis, 894 nucleotides. RefSeq names its product putative serine hydrolase. The record is from RefSeq and is a predicted model, not a curated record. The coding region runs from base 1 to 894 and encodes 297 amino acids. The transcript has a single exon. Gene Ontology annotation, cellular component: nucleus; cytoplasm. NCBI's taxonomy places the organism in Eukaryota, Fungi, Ascomycota, Pichiomycetes, Serinales, Debaryomycetaceae.